Messenger RNA from Populus trichocarpa (black cottonwood), 1252 nucleotides. RefSeq names its product probable peptide/nitrate transporter At3g43790. Gene Ontology annotation, biological process: regulation of stomatal closure. Bases 616 to 1071 code for a protein of 151 amino acids. Gene Ontology annotation, cellular component: plasma membrane; plant-type vacuole membrane. The record is from RefSeq and is a predicted model, not a curated record. Gene Ontology annotation, molecular function: solute:potassium antiporter activity. The transcript is spliced from 8 exons. NCBI's taxonomy places the organism in Eukaryota, Viridiplantae, Streptophyta, Magnoliopsida, Malpighiales, Salicaceae.
GUUAUUUUUAUUUAAAAAAAUAUUAAAUUAAAUUUUUUUUUUAUUUUUUUAAAAUUAUUUUUAACAUAUUAAAAAAUACUAAAAAAAAUAUUAAUUUUAAAAAAAAAAUUAAUGUUUUUAAAACAUUAAAAACAAAACUUUAAACAAGUAGAGUAGCAGGUCUAGAACACGUAUCUUCUUUGUUCUGGAAACACGUCUUCCUAUUCCAUCUUUUCUCGAAUCUCCUUUAACCCCCCCCCCCUUCCAUUUCUUCACAUCAGCAGCCGCCCCCUUUUUUUUUCUUUUUUUUUUCUCUGUGAGAUGCAAUCCCUCACUGUCACCCCUUCAGCUUCAUCCUCAUCAAAUCCCACUACACCCCAGUUGUUAAGUUUAGAGGAAAGGUUUCAACUUGUGAGAAGCGUUGGUGAAGAAUGUAUUCAAGAAGAUGAACCACGUAAUCUUCUCGAGAAAAAACCACUACCCAUUUGCUAUGAUGGUUUUGAACCUUCUGGGAGAAUGCACAUUGCUCAUGAGCUGCAACAGAUGAUACAGAAAGGAAACCACCUUCCAAGGAAAGCCUCUUAAAGAAUUGGCCUUUGAUGUCCUCCAGCAUUGUCUAUUGUGUUUUCUCACUUCAUGACAUGGCUUACUCUGAGUAGAUAUUCUCAUUAUGGGCUGAAAGCCUUAGAAAACUUGGAGGGCUGGGCUACACAACUGGGGAUGAUGGUGAAGUUCUGGAAAUCACAGGUUAUAUCCAUACCACUAUUGGCAAGUUACCCUUUUAUAGCAAUGUUAUCAGGGCUCGGCCUCAGCGUGGUGAUCAGUUUAGCAUCUACAACCAGGAGUUUUCUUUCUGUGUCAAUCGCAACUUGCUUGUUUAUUCUGCAAAACAAUGCUGUGGAUCGAAACCAAAGAGGAGCUGCUAAUGGCGUUGCUAUGACAGCAGUGUCUCUUUUCAAAGCGGUCGGUCCUGCUGGAGGUGGUUCGCUAUUAUCUUGGGCACAAAAGCGCCAAAAUGCUGCAUCCCUUCCAGAUAGAAUAUUCUACAAUUUUCCCAUCGCUAUGAAUCAACCUGACCUUUUGAUGUCCUAGAGCUUGACAGAUGAUGUUAAAAUGCAGGGGACCUUCAAACCUUUCCGAGCACAAAAACAAGAUAAACAAAAAAAUGGGACCAACUAGUUUUCAAAUGUAACAAGGUUGAAUAUGUUUUUUUUUUUGGCAUGGUAUUGAUAUCAGGACAAGAGUUAUUGCAUGUACAAUCAAAGUUUUUUGA